UUUUCUCCUUCACUGGAAAGACUCCUUCUCUAUCCAGUUCUUCUUUCCUAAAACAGGAGAGCUUGGCAUGGUGUCCUCACGCAAACACCAAAGUAACCUUCCUGCAGCCCAUUUCUAGCAUGGACUGUCUCUACCUGAAUGUGCCUAAACCAUAUACACACUAUUCACCACCUAGCAAAAGUAGCAGGCAGUGUUUUUCCUCCUCACCUACAGCCUUCAGUGCUGCUCCUAUUGGUUUAAUUGCUGCAAGCAAGGUGCAUGUUGGGCAACCACUUUUGGGAAAUAGCUCAUUACCGAACACAUCAUCUGAGCACCAAAACACACUAGAGGGGGCUGGAGCAGAUCAUAGUAGCAAAAUUGGAUUGAAAUCCAACCAUGAAACAAGAGGAGAGAAAAAGGUCAGCAGUCUAUAUGUAGCUUGUUUAUCUAACAGCACUUGCUCAGCUGCAUUUGAAAAUUCCAUUGCCUGUGCAGAUGUCCAAACAGAAGGCACCCGUUUUGGAGCUGAGGUCACUGUGGCACCAGCCAUCCACUGUGUUUCCACUGUAACAGAUACUGGAAAUUCUCUUCCUCCUCUAUCCCCUCCUCCUCCCAGGCCAUUCUUUAAUAUUGUUUCCAGUGGAAACUCAGUUAGUUAUGGUGAGAACUGUGGCACCAGGAGUCCUCAGGCUGCCGACAUCACAAAAACAGAGUCUCCACAUACGGUUGGCAGUGAAAACAGAAUGAGAAAAGAGCCAGAUGUUACGCAGCAGCAGCAGCCGCAACAACAUCCAUGCAACAAAAAGGGAUAUGGCAGGGGUGCCACUUAUUCAGCCGCCACCACCCCACCUCAGACUGAGGUUAUAGUAGUGCCAUUCCAACAGGUUCACCCAGACAGCAAGCAAGAAGGCAGCUUGAGCACACCAGCACUGCCUCUCGUACCUUUUGGCCAAAGCUCAGAAUUUCCUGACAACACCUCUGCGGGCUCACUCCUGACCUUCCCAACACUAGAUGAUUUCAUUCCCCCUCACCUUCAGAAAGAUUCCAACCAUAAUCUGCCAUCCUCUUCAUCAGAGACUGUUCACUUGAAACUGAUUUCACUGUCACCACCACCUCCUCCACUGAUCCCUCCAAUCAGAGAGAUCUCAAACUUGGAGUCUGAAAACACAGGAAUGAUUUUAUGCACAGAUCUCUGCCCUCAGCUUUAUGAAGCACCCAGAACCAGCAGUGGCACAGAAUGCUAUGGCUCCUUAACAGUGGCCAGCAAGCCUUCCUCUGCUUACCCCUCCACCACAAUCGUCAAUCCCACCAUUGUACUUUUGCAGCACAACAGAGAACAACAAAAAAGGCUUAGUAGCCUCACAGAGCCAGUGCAAGAUGCACCAGUUCUUGAUAAAGUAGAUUCCGUACCUAUGCAAGAAAAGGUUGGCCAAUGGAAAAAACAAACAAUAGAAGUUGGAACAGGAGUUACAAAGUGCAUAGCUGAUUCUUCACUGGAUGAUAUAGGCAUUCCAUUAAGGAAUACGGACCGAUCAAAGGACUGGUACAAGACAAUGUUCAAACAAAUCCACAGACUGACAAAAGACCCUCCUGAAGAAAACCCUUAUUGCCCUACCUACAAAUUCCCUGAACUUCCUGAUAACCAGCCCCAAGCCAAAGAGGAAAAUCCUUAUUCUCCUACAUACCAGUUUCCUGUGUCUACUCCUAGUCCUAAAUCUGAAGAUGAAGACUCUGAUUCCUAUUUUCCUCAAUACUCCUUUUACAAAGAUACAAGAUCAGUUCCCCGUUCCAAGAGUGAGAAUGAUACAAUCACUACAGAGAAGGUCGUGAAGAGAUCUGCCACUCUGCCACUGCCUACUCGUUCCUCAUCUCUGAAACCAAGCUCUGAGAGGACUGACUGGGAACCUCCAGACAAAAAGGUGGACACAAGAAAAUACCAUGCUGAACCUAAAAGCAUAUAUGAAUAUCAGCCAGGGAAGUCCUCAGUUCUGGCCAAUGAAAAUUUGACUCGGGAUAUAAGCCCAGAAGAGAUAGAUUUAAAGAAUGAGCCUUGGUAUAAAUUCUUUUCGGAAUUGGAGUUUGGAAAACCGCCUCCAAAAAAGAUAUGGGAUUAUACUCCUGGAGAGUGCUCUAUCCUUACUAGAGAGGAUAGAAAGACUGAUCCAGAUAAAGACCUCUAUCUUUAUCAGACUGAGUUAGAGGCUGACAUUGAGAAAAUGGAGAAGCUUUAUAAAGCAGCAGAUAAAAAGCAAUUGAAGGGUACAACAGACUCUUCUUCACUGGAAACUUUCACAGACCAUUUGACUCACUCACCAUAUUCAUCUAACUCCUACUUAAUAAAAAAAGAGUUGGAGGACACCAUAGGAGAUUCUACUGGACUGGAGAAUGAACGGCAAAUUUACAAAAAUGUUUUGGAAGGAGGUGAUAUCCCACUGCAAGGGUUGAGUGGUCUCAAGCGACCCUCCAGUUCAGCUUCCACUAAAGUAGAUUCAGAAUCACCAAGACAUUUUCCACCACUUGAUUACAUGGAGAGUCCUGAAGAUAUUUUCCACAGACGCCACAGUGAUAAAGAGAAACUUUUAGAGGACCAGAGACGGCUUAAACGUGAGCAAGAAGAGGCUGAUAUUGCAGCUAGAAGGCACACAGGGGUCAUUCCUACGCAUCAUCAAUUUAUCACUAAUGAGCGGUUUGGGGAUCUUCUAAUUGUAGACGAUACAGCAAAAAGGAAAUCUGGGUCAGAGAUGAGAGCUGCCAGAGCAAAGUUUGACUUUAAAGCCCAGACGCUAAAAGAACUGCCACUACAGAAAGGAGAUAUUGUUUACAUUUGUAAGCAGAUUGAUCAGAAUUGGUAUGAAGGAGAACACCAUGGCAGAGUGGGCAUCUUUCCACAAUCAUAUGUGGAGCUUCUUCCUCCCAGAGAAAAACCUCAACCUAAGAAAACCUCACAAUUGCAUGUCUUGGAAUAUGGAGAUGCAGUUGCCAAGUUCAGUUUCAAUGGUGACACUCAAGUGGAGAUGUCCUUCAAAAAGGGUGAGAGGAUCACGCUGAUCCGGCAAGUAGAUGAGAAUUGGUAUGAAGGAAAAAUCCUUGGCACCAGUCGCCAAGGUAUCUUUCCUGUCACGUAUGUGGACAUACUUAAGCAUCCUGUCCUGAAGAACAUGGAGGACCAUGUCAGUCUGCCAUAUUCCCACUUGAUGAACCGCAGCCAGUCAACUUCCCCACAGUCUCACAGUUCUGAGCUGUUUUUCACACCAACUCCCCCACCAUUGCCCUUCAUGCGCCCGGCCCUGUCUCCUGAAUUGCAGGCCAUCACCUCGGAAUGGAUUUCCCUGACUUUGGGAGCAACCUGUACCCAAACUCCAAAUGUCACCCCUCCUUUACCACCUCUUCCUGAUGCUUCUCUCUGUAACACUGGUUAUCUCAGUCCUUCAUCAGUGGCCAGUCCCUCACCUUCCAUUAGCCUUCACCAUUCUAACAUCUCCAAUUCCUCAACUCCCACGUCUGUUAUCUCCCCACUGCCUUCCUUCUGUGAGCCUCAGUCAUCCACUCAGGACAUGAGUUUGAUGAAUCUGCAAAGUGAAGAAAGGUUUGCUAGCUCCCCUUCUUCUUAUCACACAAGCAACAAUAAUUUGCCUUACUCUGUAGUUGGCAGUCCUGAUAGCUACCUCUCAGAGCUCAGUGAUGUUACUGGCCACCAUGACAAGUCACAGAAGAUCAGAAGAGUCAGAGGAAGCAUUGACAGGGAGGAAUGUCUUACAGCCAACAAAGACCGCAGUGGCAUUCCUGAGAUAAGUAGAGUAAGGCGCCUUUCAGAGAUGGAGAAGGGUGUUAGCCCUCAAAAGAAAUCUCUUCAUACCUUUGAAGAGAGGGAGCAUUAUCAAGAGCAGGGAGAUGGCUCCAAGACAAGGGAGAUGAACAGUUAUAAAGAUAUUGAACAGAGGGAGAGUCAAAACAGGGCUACGAAGUCUGCAAAUGCAAAAGCAUUCUAUCCAUCUGCUCUUCUGUCUCCUUCUGCAAUUUCUUCUUUUGCUGUUAGAACACAACUACCUCCCAGACUCACAUGUAGAGUCAACAUACCACAGCCUUCUCAUCAUUCAUUGAGGCCAGGACCAGAUCUCACAGAAUCAGAAAAGAGCUAUGUGGAAACUGUUUGCAAUGAGAUCUUAAACAUUGCUGAAAAGUCCGUUCAUUAUUGCAGCACAAUUUCUCAGCCUCUUGUCUCUUGUCACAAGGGGCCCUUUAGUGACAGUAAAUCAUCUCUCAUCAUUUCUCAGCAACCACAAGACCCACUGCUGGAAUCAACUCUUGAAAGGAAUCAUAUCCCACAAGAUAUACUUAGCUACCAGGCACUCUACAGCUAUAUUCCACAAAAUGAUGAUGAGCUGGAGUUAAAAGAUGGCGACAUCAUAGAUGUCAUGGAGAAGUGUGAUGACGGCUGGUUUGUUGGCACAUCCAGGAGAACACAACAGUUUGGUACUUUCCCAGGCAACUAUGUGAAACUUGUAUCCCUUUAAAAGCCAUUCCUUGUCUCUUCUACCAAGAAAGAGAGAGACUGUAUGAGAGAGAGAGAUGGAGACUAGCGUGAAAAAGAGGGACACGGAAGUGGAUUUGAAUUUUUUAAAAAAAACUUUCAGAAAAGAGAAUUUCAUGAAUAUAGCAGGACAGAAAUGAGAAGUGGAUGUGGGAUGUGGUAAGGUAUUGGACUGACACAAAGCUCCCUUUUCCUUUGGAAAGGUUCACUGGGGGCAGUGGAAACAUAAAAAUCAAGCCUUCUCCAAUGGUGUGUGUUUAUCUGGUUUUUUAUUUUCCAGUGGAUGAUGUGAUGAGGGUUAGCUUUUAUUCAGUACCCAUGUAUUACUCUUCACAGUGACACUGAGCAAAAGCAUCAGAAUGGAGUGAAACAGUGUUGGUAGUUGUGGUCAGGAAAAAAUGAGAACAGCUGGUGAUUUAUUUUAUUAGUUAAAAUUAUCUUGACAGUAUUUUGGCUGGAAGACUUUGAAGCUAGGAUUUUAUUAUACCUAAAUUUCAUGGAGAUCUUGUUCCCUUCCUUUGGAAUUUACGCCUUUACCAUAAAAAGGAUGCAAGUGUCCAGAGACCUGUUUUGAAUGGAAGAACACAUUCUCAGGUUUGAUAUUAAUCCUUGACACUGCAUAUAAGCUCAUUCCCAAUAUUCCCCUAGAUGUACAGAACUGGGUAUCUGAGGCUGCAUCCAAACUACAGAAAUAAUCAGGUUUGAUAAUGCUUUAAUUGGCCUGGCUCAUUGCUUUGGAAUUCUGGAAAUUGUAAUUUGUGGUGGCCCCAGAGCAGAGCUCUGUUGUCCUCUGCUCUGGGGCCACCGCAAACUACAAUUUCCAGAAUUCCAUAGCAUUGAACCAGGCCAGAGAUUAUUUCUACAGUGUGGAUGCAGUCUCAGAGAGUCUCACACCCAAACCACUCUGCCUUUCCGCUUCAGAAGAUUUCCAGUCCUUAUGAAAAUAUGUACAGGCUUAAUGGGAUUUUUGAAGCAAUUGAGCAGGCUUCCAGAAGUCAAGCUUCCAUUUUUCAGCAACUUUCCCCUCACAGUUAUUUCUCCAGGGUCCAUCUCUUGAUCUUGACUUCUCUUCAAAAUAGGUCAAGGAUGACCUAUGGGGCCUUACAGAUUGUGUCCAGCCUACAUGCCCCAUUAUUAUGUGUGAUGAAAAUUGUCCAGUCUAGCUUUCCAUUCUUACCUAAAACAUAAUAUUGCAAGUCAGGUAUAUUACCAACAUGCCCCUUUUCAAAAUUACCCAUUAGAGUUGGAGGAAAUUAUUAUUUUUUUAAUCAGCCAUACUACUGCCAAUUUUAUCAGCCUUUCAUUAAUAGGCAAUAGCCUUGCUUCGACUAAAACAUACUAAAAGUUGUAGUGUAUUUUACAUAACAAUACAGAUUGUGGAAAAACUUGGAGGAGUGAUAGCCAGACCCAGAAAACAAGACAGGCACACUGAGGACAACACUGGAUGGGGAACAAAAUGAUGCUGAAGCUUUUACUUUGGAGUUGCCAAACAAUAAAAUUAUUUUUAUAGGCAAUGUAACCCAGCUUACCUGUGGAAACCCUGCAUGUUUAGGGCCAAAUCCAGUCAGAAUGGCACCUGUACAAGCUCUCCAAAGCAAAUAGCUUACAUCUUGGGCAAGACUCAUUCUCAGUUAUGUGUGCCUUUAUAAAAACCUAGUGCAUUCUUCUGUGUUGGCUUUAAAUAAGUCCUGCAUAGAAAAAAAAACUGAACAUGAUUGUUGUCAUGUUGUUUUUUCUUAUUCUCUGAACUGGUUGCCGGAGUUUUGUAGGGCUUGGGGAUAUUGGUUGCAUUGAUGCCUUGUACACGCUGUUUUACUUCUUUGAUUCUCAUUUUUCCAAGUGUAUCAGCAAGGUAAGCAAAGCUGGCCCACUGGCCUUACUAAGGAAGCAUUCAACCACCCCCUGCUCCCAGACAACUCCUCCUUAUUGCUCUUCCCUUUCCCCUUCUGCAGUUUUUCUCAAACUUUUGGUUUAGCAUCAAAUCAUACAACCUCUCAUACAAGACAAUAGGUUCUGUCAUAGCAGCUUUCUCACUUUUAGAUAAAUACUGUCAAAAUAUUUCUAGACGUGCCUUUUUUUAAAAAAAAAAUUGGGUGCAAAUGGGAUUGUAGGCUCCCUCUUCAAAGGAACCAAAAGCAACAAUCUGUUAUUUUGAUGUCCAAAGCUAUUUGCAUUUUCUCCUCCUUGAAUUACUGUAAAUUUUCCCCUGCUGAUGCUUUUAUACAAUUUCAUUGACAGUAAAGGAAAUUAAUUCAUUGCAAUUCCUUUUGAAGUAUUUAUUAGCCAUGGUCCAAAAUAGCAGGAUUUCUCUUUUGCUGACUCUCCCCUCCCCAUUCCAGAGCAGCCAAAAACAAAAAACAAAACCCCAACAACUGAAGUGCUUUAAUAAUAUGAAUGUAAAUAUGUACAUUUUGCCUUUGUAUAGACUUAAAAAUCUUAUAUUGAGAAAAAAAAGAUUGAAAGCUUUUUUUAAGGGCAGGAAGGAUGACAUUCCCAUUUUUAUUUAUAUCAAAGAGUUAUUCAAUUUACUGUCACUUUAAUUAACAGGACUUAGCAAGACCUAAAUUAAUGGUAACUAAGCCACAGAAUGUUGUUUUUUAUCAUGGUGGAGAGUUACAGUUUCAUAAUUAAAGAUAGCACAAUGUGUAAGUCACUGAAAUUAUUUGUAGCUCCCUACAGUCCUUGUGGAUGGGAGAGAGUCCCACUGAGUGAGAUCCUAGCAUGGGCCUUUUAAAUGCUUUUGAUUUGCACUCUUAUUACCCAUAGCAGUGUUAACUGAAUUUAGGCCUAGCAUUGCAGUUAUAGGAUUGGACUAUACUAAAUUAACCUAUCAGUAAAAGAAAAGAAAAAAGCUUAACAGUAUUGGCAGUAUGUAACCAUCUACAUGGAUUUUUUUAGUUAAUACACAUUUGUGUUCAUGCUCUCACACUUCAUAACGGAACUUACUCUUGUGUUUUGUUAUUUCAUUGCAGUGGAUUAUUAUUUGGCAAUUAAUAAAUAAAAAUACUGAAUUGAAAGCAUGUUCUUUUAUGUAAGUGAUUUAAUAAAUAUUAGCCCAAGCUGA
Molecule: messenger RNA, 7574 nt
Organism: Sceloporus undulatus (fence lizard)
Lineage: Eukaryota; Metazoa; Chordata; Lepidosauria; Squamata; Phrynosomatidae
Gene: SORBS1
Product: sorbin and SH3 domain containing 1
Exons: 28
Coding region: 120-4493 (1457 amino acids)
Biological process (GO): cell-substrate adhesion
Cellular component (GO): cell-substrate junction; nucleus; cytoplasm
Molecular function (GO): protein binding
Source: RefSeq, a predicted model, not a curated record